Messenger RNA from Paramuricea clavata, 3187 nucleotides. NCBI's taxonomy places the organism in Eukaryota, Metazoa, Cnidaria, Anthozoa, Malacalcyonacea, Plexauridae. The record is from the annotation of a GenBank genome assembly.
UUAAUAUCUAAAUGAGGCAUGAUAAACAUAGUUUUUGAGUGAUUUUCACUGUAGUUUCCAGCUUUUUGGAUCUUCCAUGACUGUGUAUGUGAAGACUUUUCUUCAUGUGUCUCGGCCAAUAAGUAGAAAAUUUGUUUACCAUGCAUAUAGUGGGCGCCCUGUGCUUGAAAUGUUUACCAAGGUGAGUAAAACGGGGGGGAGGGAAUCUGGUAUACUGGUCUGGUAUAGGCGUUACAUCUCUGAGCUCUAUAAACAACUGAAGUGAUCCAACAACUGACCUCUAUACAUACAACUGAAUCUCUCAUGUUUUCUUUUCCUUCUUCAGGAGAAUUGCUCUCUAUGUGAAGAAGCAAAAGAAACAUUAAAACCAUAUCAGCAUUUGGUAAGUGGGCAUUAUAAAUAUAUGUUCGUCCUGAAAUUGUGAACUGUGACGAUGGAAGGUCGGAAGGACACUGCCCCCCCCUGCAAUAAUUUCUGCAAGCCUUUGAAUGAUAGUUGAAUAACAAUGUUGGAACAAUAAUUUUUAAACCACAAAAUCAUUGCAGAUGGUGAAAAUCACUCAGUUAUCCAGCUACAGAGGGUGGUUAUAUAUUGGCAACCUAAAUUCAUCCCACACACCUCCCAAAAUGUCCACCACCAACAAUCACUGGUGCAUCCAGAUAUAUUGUGAGCUCAACGAGACACUCUUACUUCAGUUACAUAUUACGUUCAGUGGAGGAUACCAAAUUUGUCAGUUUUAAUUAUAUAGAUCAGUUGUAAUGCAAUCACUAAGUUAUCCAGCGACAGAAGGUGAUUUAUAUAUUAGUAGUACCUAAAUUCACCACACACACCUCCCAAAGUGUCCACCACCAACAAUCACUGGUGCAUAUAAAUUGAGGUGGUUGACAUCCCCUUCAAACCCAAAAUGUCCAUGCCUAACAAUCACUGGUGCAUAGCGAGGUGGUUGCAGGCAGAAGGGUAUCCCGCGACUAGCAAUGACUGGUGCAUGGUGAGGUGGUUGCCCCAACCCACAAAGGUGUCCACCAUAACAAUCACUGGUGCAUAGCAAGGUGGUUUGCCGCCCCGAACCCCAAAGUGUCCACCACUAACAAUCACUGGUGCAUAGCAAGGUGGUUUGCCCCGAACCCCCAAAGUGUCCACCACUAACAAUCACUGGUGCAUAGUGAGAUGGUUGCUCCCCCCUGACCCACAAAGUGUCCACGACUAACAAUCACUGGUGCAUAGUGAGAUGGUUGCCCCCCCCCCUGACCCACAAAGUGUCCAUGACUAGCAAUGACUGGUGCAUAUAAGUGAGAAGGUGUUCAUGUUAUUCUAUGUAGAUUCCAUGUAUAAUUGCAACCUUUUCUCUUUUAUAUAAAGUUCACAUUGAAGGAGGUUGAUAUUACCCUGGCUGAAAACAAGACAUGGUUUGAUAAAUAUAAAUAUGACAUUCCUGUAUUCCACCUGGAGGGACAUUAUCUGAUGAGACAUAGAGUACACCAUGGACUGCUUCACAAAAAAUUGGAUGAAUUUUACAAUAGAUUAAAAUAAGACAUAGACAAUGUGUAAUUAAUGCUACGAACAAUCAUUUUAAAUAAGAAAGGGAUAUAAUAUAUUUGUUCAUUUUGCUUUUGACCUUCAGACAACAAUGUUAAAUGGCUGGUACAGGUGGACUUCAGUCUUGCCUGUCGUGCUACACAUGGUGGGCAACUUCAAAUGGUUUUCGAUUUAUCAGUGCAAACAAAUGAUGCUCAAUGUUCCCAUUAAAACUCCACAAAAACACAAGAUACAUUUCAAGUCGGUCAACACCAUGUGAUGCACUUUGAAUCUUACUUCAACCACAGUAUAGGAACAAGUAGGGCCACUCAGGGGAGACAAAAGUGGGAUUUUUUUAAGCUAGGUCCCUGAUGUCUUGCACAGUCAAAACCAUUUACUCUGUAAUACAAUUUUACAGUGAACUGCUGCCGUUUACUGACUGCCAAUAUGUUAAUUAGGUUGGCAGUCAGUAAACAAUGCAGACACUUUUUGACGCUGAGUGGUGGCCCUAAUAGCCGUUGUCUCCCUACUGUGUUUCAACCCACCCACCCAUAAUAUAAGUUCUAAUUGUAUCAUUUUAUAAUUACAAAUUAAUUUUACUAAUGUCUUCACUGUGUUUCACCUUUUAACAGCAUAAACACUUUCUAAAAUUAAAGCAUGAAGCAAUUUAGCUUCAUGCUAAUUUCUUCUACAAAAAGUCAAGUUAGUUGUAGCCCAAGGUAUCAUUUUUUAUUUCUUGUUUUCAUAAUAACACUUUGAACAAAAGCCAUUUUUACCAGGCGUGCCGUAGAAUGAACAUGCAGGUGCUCGACAUUCUACAGACAUUUCUUGUAAUGUUUUCGCUGUGUUUGAAGAUUUCCCUGCAAAACUUGGAGGGUGAAAAACUUCUUCACCAACUGCCUCAGAAUAUGACGGAGGAUCAUAUGACGGCCGGGGACCUUGGAACUUUCCAAAUGAUUUGGACUGAAGUUGAAAACAUUUUGUACACAGAUAAUUAUUUGCAACAGUACCAUACAGAUCACAAUCAUCAUUUGCACAUUUCAAACUUGGUGUCGAUUUCAUUGGUUCAGCUAGUUUAGUUUCUUUUUCAAAAUCAAAUCUUUCCUUUGCUUUUUCUAAAUAUCCUGUGAUAACCUCUUUAUAGAAACUUGGUUGGUUAUCACACGGAAGAACGGCAACAGGAACUUUGCGAGGGGAAUUCACUUGACUAUCUUGUGUCUUAUUGCUUGUAUUUGUUUGAUUGUCUCCUGUCCCACUGCUCAUAUUACUGACAUUAUUUUGACCUGAUACUUGCUGUACAUUUACGUCAAUUUCAACAACAUCAAGGUACUUUUUAAGUAGUGACAUUCGCUCUUCAUCUGUUAGACUUUUCUCCUUGAUAAUAUCCUCACUAUUUUCAUUCUCUAACCAAUUCCAGUUUGGGCCCGGGUCUGCGGCAAAUGGCAAUGGUAAAGUUUUUAAAUCUUUAUCCACAAGAGGGAUUGCUACAUGAAUGGAUGUGUUUGAGGGCAAGGUCAAUUUUGGCACGCUGGUUGGACUUAACGACUUGGCUGCUUGAAGGAAGGUGGAUUUUGUUACUUGAUAAAUCGAAGACAUGGCUGUUUGGAUGGCUGACGCUGUAUUUGUUGUGGGUGGAGAGUUGGAGGGUCUAUCAGAUUUGGUACCUGAAGAC